This is a messenger RNA of Baudoinia panamericana UAMH 10762, 690 nucleotides long. RefSeq lists its product as uncharacterized. The transcript is spliced from 5 exons. The record is from RefSeq and is a predicted model, not a curated record. Lineage: Eukaryota; Fungi; Ascomycota; Dothideomycetes; Mycosphaerellales; Teratosphaeriaceae. Bases 1 to 690 code for a protein of 229 amino acids.
AUGGAUGUUAAGACUGUCGUAAAGGCACUGCAGCGAUAUACUACUUGCGAUGUCGCCGAUGCCUUGUCAAAGCUCAAAGUACCGCAUGGCGGGUUCCUUGCAGAUCUGACCAUGUGGUCACCAAAACGACAAGAAGGCUCAACCAAGAUUGUUGGGCCGGCUUACACUGUCCGCUACGUGCGGAAGAACUACGAGAACGAGCCACAGCCGAAAGGCCACUAUAUUGAUAGCGUGCCAUCCGGUGCAGUCUUGUUCAUCUCUGCGCCUGCAAAAGCGAUCAAUGCCUGCUAUGGCGGGCUUAUGAGCACGAAAGCACAAUACAACGGCGCUGUGGGGACGAUCGUGGAUGGACGGGUACGCGAUCUUGAGGAGCAUCGUGGCCUCAACUUUCCGGUAGUGUUCGCUCGCAGUGUCGGAACCACUGCACCUGCGGAAACGAUGCGGGUAGCGCAGAUUAAUGAACCUGUCCGGUUGAACAGCGAGGAGCAAGAUGCCAUCGUUCAUCCGGGAGAUAUCUUGAUAGGUGAUCUGAACGGUGUUGUGUGCAUUCCACAGGCGAUGGCGGAGAAAGUGCUGGACUUGAUACCGUCACAGGUGGAGGCAGAUGAGAAGGUGGCGGCGGAUGUUAAGCAAGGGAGACCUUGCGCGGAGGCGAUGAAGGAGCACCGAGCGGGCGUGAAGCAGCCAUAG